CGUCAAUAUAAACAUGAACGACACCCCCUUUCAGUUUUCCCUACCAUCAUAUACAUCCGAUGUUCAAAAGUUUUUGUGUUUCUAUUUCAGUUUUCUCAUAUACUACAGAAGUUUCGUAUAUCCUCUCUGGCUGAUUCUCUCUCGCUUUUAUUACCGAUCGUCAUAUGUUUGCACUGAUGAUGAAUCGAAUUCUGAUAGUUCCAGAUCCGAAUCCGGCACCAGACCGCGUGAAGUUUAUUUGCAGUCAUGGCGGCAAGAUCCUCCCCGCCCUCCCGAUGGCCGCCUCAAGUACACCGGCGGUGAUACUCGCGCAUCUAUUGGAGGAAUUUGAGGAGAAAAUAUUUACCAUCAGCAUUUGUUUCAGAUCUAUUUUUGUGAUCGUGAAGAUGGUGGUAGUGCACCACAUGCUAUACAAAACGGUCACGCAGAGCAAUGCGUGCUCCAGCAAAAUCGGUGUCACUUUUGAUCAAAGAAAUUUCAAGGUUACAGGUUUUGGUGCAUUGCUUAUCAGAUAGGAAUUACACCUAUAAGGAGUUUGAAACAAGCGAAGAUAUAGAAAAGUGGUGUAAGGAUUAUGGUUAUGAGAAGAUGCAUUCACAAUGAAGGAGCUAGGCUGGGAAGAUUACCGUGAAAAUCUGCAAAAUGGGCUGAAUAAGGGUUGGGGUUCUCAUGUCUCCCAUGAUAUAUUCUAUUGAUUCCAUUUUAUCCUAUGAAUUAUUCAAGUAACAAUAUGUUUCCUUGCCAGUUUAAGUUAUUUAGUUUGUUUACAAUUCAUAUUUGAUUUA
Molecule: messenger RNA, 785 nt
Organism: Helianthus annuus (common sunflower)
Lineage: Eukaryota; Viridiplantae; Streptophyta; Magnoliopsida; Asterales; Asteraceae
Exons: 4
Coding region: 165-515 (116 amino acids)
Source: RefSeq, a predicted model, not a curated record